This is a messenger RNA of Eleginops maclovinus (Patagonian blennie), 3352 nucleotides long. Its product is annotated as complement C2. NCBI's taxonomy places the organism in Eukaryota, Metazoa, Chordata, Actinopteri, Perciformes, Eleginopidae. The record is from RefSeq and is a predicted model, not a curated record. The transcript has 19 exons. Gene Ontology annotation, biological process: response to bacterium; complement activation; proteolysis. Gene Ontology annotation, cellular component: extracellular region; classical-complement-pathway C3/C5 convertase complex; extracellular exosome. The coding region runs from base 108 to 2420 and encodes 770 amino acids. Gene Ontology annotation, molecular function: serine-type endopeptidase activity.
GCUUCGUUAAUGGGUAAUCGGUCAUCAAAUAAAGAGGUUGACUGUUGUUCAAUAAGGACUCUCGCUGUGGUUUCUGUCACUCAAAGACACACUCAUAGGGUGCAGUGAUGUAUGUCAAAACAAUACUUUGGAUCUUACUCUUCAGCUCUGUCAAAAAAGUGUCGCUGCAGGACUAUGAUUAUGAUGAUGAAGCAUACGAGAAUCCAGAGACUCUGAGCUGCUUAACCACCGAGAGCAUCAAAGGUGGAAAUGUCACCUACUCCCAGGCAGGGGUGGAGGGCAGUGUGCUGACUUAUCACUGCGGCCCGAGCCAAUAUCCUUUCCCCGUCAGUUCCAGGCUCUGCGGUGAUGAUGGGGAGUGGUCGGUCAUGAGAUCAAACAAUGGAAGACAGAUUUCACGGGCAAUAUGUAAAGACAUCUUGUGUCCAGCUCAGCUCCAGCUGGAUCAUGGGGACUUCUGGCCCCGGGAACAGUGGGCCCGUGUUGGGGCCACACAGACCUUCUCCUGCCAGGAAGGGUUCCCCCUUUAUGGCUCAGCCCAAAGGAAUUGCACCAUCUCUGGGGAGUGGACAGGAACCACUCCCAUCUGUGACAACCACGCUGACGACUGUAGUAACCCAGGGAUCCCACCGGGAGCGCAGAGGUCAGAGGGUCGCUUUCAAGCAGGGGAGAAAGUGAUCUACCGCUGUCAGGCUGGUCUGGAUCUGCUCGGGUCGGCUGAAAGGGUUUGCCUGGAGAACAGGGAGUGGAGCGGCUCAACACCACGCUGCCAAGGCCCUCAUAUGUUUGACUCCCCAAGUGUUGUGGCAGCGGCCAUGGCUGGGUCACUUGCAGGAGUCAUGGAUGUCGUCUCACCAGACUCCAAAAAGAAUGAACCAUUGGCAUCGUUUGCCCGCAGCGUCCUUGUGUCUGAAGGCAGUCGUAUCAAUGUUUACAUUUUACUGGACACAUCAGGAAGCAUCGCAGAGAAGGACUUUGAGUUAUCCAGGAAAGCGACCAUCGCUCUUAUCAGAAAGUUGGACAGCUACGAGGUACAUCUGAAGUUCCAUGUGUUGUCAUUUGCCACUACAGUAAAAGACAUUGUAGACAUCACACACUCGGAUAUUAGUGGCAACACUGAAGACGUCAUAUGGAAUCUGGAGGGGUUCGACUAUACCAGCCAUGGUCGUAAGACAGGAACUAACCUCCACGCUGCCCUCUAUCGAGUCAGUGAGGUGAUGAGCUUCCUCAAGCAAAACAUCAACAACAACUAUUUCAAUGAGACUCAAAACAUCAUAAUCAUAGAAACAGAUGGUUACUCCAACACAGGCAACAAGCCUCAGAUUGCCCUGGCCCGAAUCCGGAGUCUGCUUGGCUACCGUGACCAAACCAGUGAUAACACAGAUGAAACCAAGCUGGAUGUCUAUGUAUUUGGUAUUGGCAGCCAAGUAAACAAAGAUCAGUUGAACACAUUAGCCUCAAAGAAACGUGGGGAGCAGCACUUAUUCGUUGUGAAAGACUUCCAAAUACUGGGAGAGGUGUUCAACAGCAUCAUAAGUGACAAGAGUGUGACCAUGUGUGGGAUAGCUCAGGAACGGGAGGAAUAUAAGAAAACUUUCACCAGACCUUGGCAUGUCACUGUGGAAACAAUCAAUAAGAAAACGGCACCGUGUGUUGGAUCCAUUGUGAGUAAGAACUGGGUGCUGACAGCUGCUCACUGCUUUGCCAGAGCGAGCACAGAAAUCUCUCCGACGGUGCACAUUGGUCACGGUGGGGGCCGGGUGAUUUCUGAGAGGGUGAUCAUGCACCCCAAGUACAACACCAGGGCGCUCCAAGACAGAAACGUAUCAGAGUUCUACGACUAUGAUGUAGCUCUGGUUCAGGUGAACAAGAGUAUCCCGCUCUCCUGGGAAGCCAGACCUAUCUGCUUGCCAUGUACUGUAGCAGCCAGCAGAGCCAUGAAGAGAGUCAACUCCACCUGUCAGGAGCACAGGAAGGAACUUCUUCCGCACGAAGAGACCGCCGCCUUUUUCAUUCAUAAGAAAGACAAAAGCAAACAAACACAGAUCCACACGGAGAGUCAGAGACCCAGCUGUGUGGAGAAGGCGAGGAAAACACUCAAAAAUCCCACCAAUGUGACUUUGGAUGAGUACAUACCAGACCGAUUCCUGUGUACUGGGGGGUCCACAGCAUACAAGUACUCCAUCACCUGUAAAGGGGACUCUGGUGGAUCCCUGUUUCUGCAAAAAAGAAAUCGUUACUUUCAGGUGGGAGUCGUGAGCUGGGGCACCAUAGAUGUAUGUGACCCGGGCAUCGGAAGAAACAGCGACGAUCCGCCUCCCGAUGCCCGAGACUUUCAUAUCGACCUUUUCAAGAUAAUGCCAUGGCUGAAACAGCAUCUGGGCAAAGACAUCCAGUUCCUGCCUGAGUUCGACACAUAACACCUAAAAUCAAUCAGCUGAGAACUGCCAAGACUACACCACGAUAACGUUUUGCAGAAUUUAAUAUAGCUCACCCAGGAAUAAUAGGACUAUCGUAGACAGUGAUAUCAAGUGUUCCAAAGCUUUAUUGUCAAACAGAAGACUGGAGAUUCAAACAAAAGUACGUAUUUAUUGUACACAACAUACAAAAUGAUUCAUCUUGUUUUAACACUUAAUUGUUUCUAAACUCAACAUAUGCAUGAACCUAUGCAGAUAUAUAAUGUGAAAAAUAUAUCAGUACAUUGACAUAAUAAUGUAAAGCUGAUCAAACACUGAAUUUAUUCAAGUUUAGUUACCGUUACAAGUCCUACGUCAUUGUUGUAGUUAGCCAUUCCGAUACGAUAAUACUGAGCCAUGACAAAUAGCGCUGCACAAAUGUCAGAUCUCCCACCUCAGCUGCUUCACUGGCUGUUAUCGGUGUGAGUCCAAUCGUCCAAUCAGCCCUCAGAAAACUGCCUGAACAGGAUCUCUGAUUGCAUGUCUUUAAAGCUCGGCACAAAGUGGAUCUGGAGGAUCUCGGAGAAUCCCUCGGAGAGAGCAGGAGCCAGAAAGUGUUUCCUAUCCAGAAAGAGAGUCAGAUCAGUACCAGUUCCACUAAAAUGACUACCAAAAAAAAAACCCACAGUGUUUGUUUUUCCAUGAUAGGAAACAAAGGUUAAACACAAUCUUCUGUGUUGCAUGCAUUUAGCUAGAUUUGCCUAACCUCAGUGGUUUAGUUUUGGCUUUUUUGCACAAGAAACGGAUAUGUUAGGAAAAAUCACUCACUUGUAGCUGUGGAAAAUCAUGUCAUUGACCUUCAUGUGUUUGCUUUCUGAUGGAGUCAUCUCUCGGAACUGUAAAAAAAUGUGUAUAAAAAACCCACUGGUGAAUAAAAACAGGAUUAACCAACCAAA